Messenger RNA from Rotaria socialis, 471 nucleotides. NCBI's taxonomy places the organism in Eukaryota, Metazoa, Rotifera, Eurotatoria, Philodinida, Philodinidae. The record is from the annotation of a GenBank genome assembly.
AUGGAGUCAAUUAAUUUUACUUUGAUCAUUAGUAAUGCCAAUGAACAUACCUUGGCUAGUUAUGGCAAGAUCAAUUCAUCUGAAGUUCAUCGAAUUACAUUAACAAACAUGUCUUGGAUACCAGGAAAUAUGUUUGUUUUGAUUAAUGAAACAAUGCGACAACGUUUAAAUUUAAAUUUUUGUAAGACAUUACCUUCACAACAUUUACAUCCGAGAAUCAACAACAUCAUCCCGUCUGAUGAUCCCUAUCGGUUAUGUGAAAAUGUUUAUUUAUCAGUUGAUCUCGAUACAUACAGACUUCGAUCAAUUGCUUAUCCUGUUCUUGUUCCUGAUCUAUCGGUUGAUUUUAUAUUAGGUACACUAUUUUUUUAUGAGUUAAAUCUAAAGUGGAGCGCGAGCUUAAAACGUCUAAUCACUCGUAGUGAAGAGGAAGAAGAAGCUCGUCGGCAAACUUAUCGAAGAAUUUUAUAA